This is a messenger RNA of Dictyostelium discoideum AX4, 1806 nucleotides long. It is a transcript of the gene CYP525A1, whose product is annotated as cytochrome P450 family protein. NCBI's taxonomy places the organism in Eukaryota, Evosea, Eumycetozoa, Dictyosteliales, Dictyosteliaceae. The coding region runs from base 1 to 1806 and encodes 601 amino acids. The record is from RefSeq and is a predicted model, not a curated record. The transcript has 3 exons.
AUGGAUACAACUAAAAAUAACGAUGAAUUUGAUAUAUCUUAUUUUUUAACGUGUUCAAUAUUUGGUUUUAUAUUAUGGAUUUUAACUGAGCAAAUUUUAAAAUAUUAUAAUAAAACAAAUAAAAAUAAUAAAUAUAAUUUACCAAAAGGUCCAAGUUUCUUAAAAUGGUUUAUAAAUUAUUUAUUUAAUUUUUAUGAUUUAAAAUUAUCAAAUAAUAAAGAGGAGGAUAAUAAUAAUAAUAAUAAUAAAAGCAAUAAUAGUUUAAGUCAAGAAGAAUUAAUAGAAGAUACAAGUGAAAAUACAGUACUAAAAUGGUUUAAUCAAUUAAAUAGUGAUAAUUAUAGUGUAUCAUUCUUUGGUAGACCAAUGAUAUUCACAAGGGAUACAACUAUUAGUAAAUAUAUAUUAUCAUCAAAUAAUAUUGAUAACUAUACAAAACCACCCGAUUCAUCUGGUGUUUUAAUUAGAUUAGCUCAAAAUAGUAUUUUAAUGUCUGAAGGUGAUCAAUGGAGAUAUCAUAGAUCAAUCAUUAAUCAACCAUUCUCUUCUAAAAAUGUUAAAUUAAUGAUACCAACUAUAAUAACAACAAUAAAUAAAUUAAUUAAUCAUUUAAAUAAUAAUAAUAAUAAUAAUAAUAAUAAUAAUAAUAAUAAUAAUAAUAAUAAUAAUAAUAAUAAUAAUAAUAAUAAUAAUAAUAAUAAUAAUAAUAAUAAUAAUAAUAAUAAUAAUAAUAAUAAUAAUAAUAAUAAUAAUAAUAAUAAUAAUAAUAACAAUACUAUAAUAAUAGAUAUACAUUCAUAUUGUACUAAAUUAACAUUUGAUAUAAUUGGUAAAUUAUCAAUUGGUUAUGAUUUUAAUAGUAUAGAAUCAAGUGAUAACGAUAAUGAUAAUAAUGACGAUGAUGAUAUUUCAAAACAGUUUGAUUUCAUUUUAAAUGAAAUGAUUAGACCAAUUAGAAGGUUUUCUUCCUAUUUACCUUUAUAUAAUGAUAUAAAAUUAUUUAAAUUUUUAAAUGAAUUAGAAUCAAUUAUAAAAGGUGCAAUUAAUUCAAGAUCAUUAAUUACUGAUAAUAAUAAUAAUAAGACCUAUAAAAAGAAUUUUUUAUUAGAUAAUUUACUUGAUGAUAAUGUUAAAGAAAAAGAUAUAAUUGGAAAUAUAAAUACAUUUUUAUUAGCAGGUCAUGAAACAUCAGCAAAUUUAUUGACAUUUAUAUUUUAUUUAUUAUCAACACAUAAUAAUGUUCAAAAUGAUUUAUAUAAUCAUUUAAUAGAAAAUCAAAAAAAGAAAAUAAAUAAAGAUAAUAAAUUUACAGAAGAGGAUGAAGAUUAUCAAUCAAUUGAAUUUUUAGAUUGGGUAAUUUAUGAAACAUUAAGAUUAUUCCCACCUGCACCAAUGAUAGGUAGAACUUCAAAAAAUGAUGAUAUUUUAAAGAGUGGUAAUAAUAAUAAUAAUAAUAAUAAUAAUAUAUCAAUACCAAGUGAAACAUUAAUUUUAAUAUCAGUUUAUGCAAUUCAUAGAGAUCCAAAAUUAUGGAAAGAUCCAAAUAUAUUCAAUCCUUAUAGAUGGAAAAAUAUUGAAAAUAUUAAUAAUAGAUCUGAUUUUAUACCAUUCUCAAGUGGUGGUAGAGUUUGUGUUGGUCAAAAAUUUAGUAUAGUUGAAGCAAGAAUUAUCAUUUCAAAAUUAAUUUUAAAUUUUGAAUUAUCAUUUAAUAAUUUAAAAUCAAAACCAUUUAAAAUUUAUCAAAGAGCAACUUUAACUCCAAAAUAUCCAGUUUUUUUAAAUUUUAAAAAAAGAGAAAAUAAAUAA